AUGUUUGAGCCCGAUGAGAAUAAUCCAUUCCAAGUCAACCAGGAAGAACCGCCCAUCGUCACCUCUCGCCGACAGCCUGCAUACCGCGUCUAUUUCCAAGAAGCUGUGUUUGGGUGCGACGAUCCCGAAAAUGUGAUGAUGCGCGUCUUCACACAUAUGGCGAUGAUCGUCCGGCGUGAGAUUGAACUGCCUGGCAUGCCAGCCGAUCCGGUGCCCGUACUACCCUGGAGUCCAGAAGAGGUCUUUUCCAUGAUCAAGCCUACGGCUGAAUACAUUGCAAAAGAAUCCGAUCUGAUCAAUCGUCGACUUGCAAUUCUGCAAACUCAAGAUUCUGGAUACCUAUUACAAAGCCUGGACAAAGAAUUGGAAGACCAUCGUGAAACGCUCUACAGCGCCGAGUUCUGGAAACGCAUAGAUCGCAUCAAAUAUCGAAGAUCGGUGGGAAAGGCACCCGUCAAGCGCAGGUCAACAAACUGUCUUACCGAUGGCCCUCGCCCGGAUGAAAUGGAAGAUCGAGAGUGGGCAGAGAGGAGACACAUCAAACGGCGGCGGAUUGAAAGGCGUGAUGAAACCUUCACUGAAUGGCGCGAACGCAGGCGUCUAUCAAUGCAUCAAAACGAUCGUGUUGAGGACUAUCCAGCACGCAAUCGGCGCAGAAAUAACCGUAAUCAAGAAUCGAUGCAAAACAUUGAAAUGGACGUUGCGGUGACUGAGUACGAGCAAGCCAGCGCUCUAGCUGCCCAAGUAGUGCAGGAAAUGGAAGGGACUCUGGCAGCACUAGAUGGACUAAAGAUUUGGCUGGAAAUGGAAUCAGUGGAGAAAUGUACCGUUUCUCCGGAAGUGGAUGAACAUCCAAGCCUAAAACCGGAGGAAUCUCAUCCGGCACCACCACGCAAAAAGUACAAACUGUCUUCAGAUCAGCAUAUGUAUGAAACCGAUGACCCUAAGGACGAAUUUCUAAAGCUGUUCGAGUUGGUCUCGGAAGUUGCUCAAGAUCAGGAGGGCAAGGAGUCAAAUCCCGAAGAACCAGCGCCAAGCGCAAUUUGGGAGAUGUGGGGCAAGCUAUUGAAAAUGGAUAAAGAGAGCGGCGAAUACAAGGAAAAAGUGGCUUGGAUCACGGAUCGCCAUGCAAAAUCGCUGGUCCGCCGUGCUGAGCAAGCGAACAAGCUGCGUCACCUCAUCGAUGAUGUCUCUUCCGUGGGGAUGCUUGUCGGAAAUUUCUUUUCGAACUCCGAGCAUGAGCAGAGAAUUCGCCCGAACAGCUUGCGCGAGAAAAGGACCAUUUAUCAUGCUAUUGAAGUCGACCCGACGGCUGAUUCAGAUGCUGCCACUCAGAACGGAGGAUCUGGUUCCGGCCCGAAAGCGGAAAGCGGAGAAGGGUCUGAAAAGCCAUCGAAUUCCGGUGACGCAGACGCUGAAUCGGAUGAAUCUAUGCUAGAGGCAGUCCGCGAUGCCGCGAGAAAAGCGUUUGGAGCUGAUGACUUGUCUCAAAGGACCAAAUCUCCCGUUCAACCAAAAGUGGUUGAAAUCACGGAUGAGGAACCAGUAAAGGGAGCUGAUAAGCCGGCGGAACAUUCGCCAAAGGUGGUUGAAGUGACUGAUGAAGAAGCGGCUGAUUUCGAGAAGGCGGAUGAUGCAGACAAGCCUGAGCCGGUGAUCGAUGAAGAGGCUGGUGAAGAUGAAGCCACUGAUUUGGAGAAGCCGUCGGGCUUGAUGAAGAGGCAGCAGAUGAUGGUGAUUGUGAUGUGCAACCAGGCAAAAGACGUACCCAGGAUGAGGACGAUUCUGAUGAUUAGC
Molecule: messenger RNA, 1797 nt
Organism: Mesorhabditis spiculigera
Lineage: Eukaryota; Metazoa; Nematoda; Chromadorea; Rhabditida; Rhabditidae
Source: the annotation of a GenBank genome assembly